AUGGAAUCAAAAACUGAGAACUUGGUACCCAAGAUGAAAACAAUUCCAAUACGUACCAAGCCGAUGAAGAGAAAGGCCAGCAUCAAGAACAAAAUUCGAAUGUUCAAGAUGCAAUCAGACAAGAAAAUUAGGAGACUCGAGGACAAGAAGAAACAAUUAUUUGAAGCUGCCAAGUUUUACGAAAAGAAAUACAAGAAUUUGAAGUUCAAGACUGAAAAUGAAACGAUUCCAAUGCAUGAAAAAGUAAUCGACGGACAGAAUGAUAUUAUAGACGAGUUGGCAAAAAUUGUGAAAGGAGUACAGGAGGACAAAGCAGAGGUGGUACGCUCAUACUCCGUCAAAAUGCAAGAAGUUGAGAAAAUCCUAAACAAGCUAAAACGAGGAGGUAUAAUUGACGAUGACAUGAAUAUUAUGGAGCCAACAGUGGUUGGCAGCGAUCUCGAAUAA
Caenorhabditis remanei is the source of this 447-nucleotide messenger RNA. RefSeq lists its product as uncharacterized. Lineage: Eukaryota; Metazoa; Nematoda; Chromadorea; Rhabditida; Rhabditidae. The record is from RefSeq and is a predicted model, not a curated record. The transcript is spliced from 2 exons. Bases 1 to 447 code for a protein of 148 amino acids.